AUGGCCCCUCAGAUAUACAUCAUCAUCUUCGCUCAGGCAUACGAGGAAUUCCGAUUACCCGAAUUGGAGUCGAUCGAUGUCUUGUUCAACCUCGGGAUCGAUUAUUUGGGGCUGGAACUUGACAUUUAUCGUCCUUACAUGAAGAUCGGCUUGGAGAAUGAUGAGAAGGCACGGCUGUUGGGCUCGAGGGCCGUCUUGAUCAAACACAUCUUACGACAUUGGGCAGACGCACCUUCGUAUCCCGAAUUACAUCGAUUGAACAAAGAGAAUGAGGCGCUUUGGGCCGACUAUGCCGCAAGCCACACGUUCAAGGUGACGGUGAACAGCUACAAGACGACGGUGACGCAGGGGCGGAAGAAAGAGCUGAUCGAGUCGCUCUCGUACAUGGAUUUCCGGGGGACAAUUAAUCUGCAAGACCCGCAGGUGGAAAUCAUGUUAAGUGAGGAACAUUAUAGCGCCGAUGGCCCGGACGAUAACGCGCCCGCAAUCGGCAUCGAUCAGGUCCUUCGAAUGACUAAUAUCCGGCUCAGAUGGAUUUGGUUGGGCCUCAAAAUCUGCGAUGGUCAGCGUCACUUGGUCGAUAAAUUCGACCUCAAAAAACGCAUAUAUAUUGGAAACACUUCCAUGGAGGCAGGCCUAUCCUUACUGAUGGCCAAUCAAGGAUUAGUCGGACCAGGAAGUGUAGUCAAUGAUCCGUUUACAGGGACGGGUUCGAUGUUGUAUGCCUCAGCCUGGUACGGGGCGUACGUUUUUGGGAGCGAUAUCGACGGUCGUCCGAUGCGAGGCAAAGAACACUCGAUACAUGACAGUGCCAGACAGUAUGGGGUUUCUCAAAACUUGCUGGAUUGUGCAGUGUUCGAUAUGACGCAAAACCCUUGGCGAACAGGCGAAAUUUUUGAUGCAAUCAUAUGCGAUCCUCCCUAUGGAGUCCGAGCAGGGGCGAAACGUCUGGGACGAAAAGACCAAUCGAAGAUACGGACCGAGCCAUACAAGUUACCUGAUGGGACCUGGUCUCAUGAGAAACCCGACUAUGUUCCGCCAUCAAAACCUUGGGAAAUGAGCGAGGUGUUGGAGGGCCUCUUGGAAUUCGCAUUGCGGAUGUUGAAGCCGAAUGGAAGACUAGUUUAUUGGUUGCCUACCGCUAGUCAAGAUUACAGUCAUGCUGACGUUCCUCAAAGGAAUGGCCUAAGAUUGGUUGCUAAUUCGUGUCAAGAUUUCGGGAAAUGGCAACGAAGACUGAUCACCAUGCAGAAAGAUCCGACGACGUCGUCGGAUGAUGGAGCUCCUCAGUGCUCGAACUCAUCCCAGCACAAUCAGGCGGAAGAAUCUCUGCCCGGUCAUAGACAUUUCCGGGAUAAAUACAUGAAAGGGUUUUCUUAG
Puccinia graminis f. sp. tritici CRL 75-36-700-3 is the source of this 1380-nucleotide messenger RNA. RefSeq lists its product as uncharacterized. The record is from RefSeq and is a predicted model, not a curated record. Gene Ontology annotation, biological process: methylation. Gene Ontology annotation, molecular function: nucleic acid binding. Bases 1 to 1380 code for a protein of 459 amino acids. NCBI's taxonomy places the organism in Eukaryota, Fungi, Basidiomycota, Pucciniomycetes, Pucciniales, Pucciniaceae. Gene Ontology annotation, cellular component: cytoplasm. The transcript has 15 exons.